AGUUUCCUCGGUUUCCUUGGUUUCCUUGACGGUCGUUCACGCGAGCAGCAGGCUGCUAGCAGGGCUAGCACUUUACGUUUGUGCACUAGCUUGUUUGCAGACCCAGCGUUCGCACUCGUGCAAUGACGGCCCUUACGUCCUCUCAUCCGGAGCACCUGACGAUGCCGGCUGGUUCGGACGGCAGCGACGACCUCAUGUCGGACUUCGAGGUGCUCUCAGCGAACGACGAGAGCAUCGCGUUUGGACCUGUCGCUGCCAAUGGGCCCCUCGAGAAUCUACAUCUGUCGCUGCCCCACGGUGACGGCACUUCGCUGUCCAGCGCGAGCGAUGACCUCACUCACCAAGAGGCGGAAGAACGCAUUGCCAAAGUGCUUGAGGAGAACGCCAACCUAAAAGAAAAAGUGGCUCGUAGCACAGCCAAGAUACAGCAGCAGUAUGACACUUUUGUGGCAUGGCAAAAGCAGUUCACCAAGGCACAGGACACACUCAAGGCAGAGCUGGCAGACACCUCUCGCAAGCUGGAGGAGAAGUGCUGCUUGGAAGUAGAACUGAGGGAUCUGGUGGAGAAGCUGCAAAAGGCAUGCACCCUGCAUGCAUCGGAACGCCACGCUAUGUCCCUGGCGACCGUAAAGUGGGGUCGUAAAAGUGCCAAUGGCGUUGCUGCCGAAGGACAAACUAUCCCAUCAGACUGCACAGACUUCUAGGACGUGGUUCCUGGACUCUUGCCGAACAAGGACAAUCCUAUGAUG
Messenger RNA from Rhipicephalus sanguineus (brown dog tick), 749 nucleotides. RefSeq lists its product as uncharacterized. The transcript has 5 exons. The record is from RefSeq and is a predicted model, not a curated record. Lineage: Eukaryota; Metazoa; Arthropoda; Arachnida; Ixodida; Ixodidae. Bases 123 to 704 code for a protein of 193 amino acids.